Messenger RNA from Ananas comosus (pineapple), 1660 nucleotides. Its product is annotated as 50S ribosomal protein L13. The transcript is spliced from 6 exons. Gene Ontology annotation, cellular component: ribosome; mitochondrial large ribosomal subunit. Gene Ontology annotation, biological process: translation; negative regulation of translation. Gene Ontology annotation, molecular function: structural constituent of ribosome; mRNA binding. The record is from RefSeq and is a predicted model, not a curated record. NCBI's taxonomy places the organism in Eukaryota, Viridiplantae, Streptophyta, Magnoliopsida, Poales, Bromeliaceae. Bases 535 to 1134 code for a protein of 199 amino acids.
CCCCCCUCCCACCCCGACCCCUCCCAAAAAAAAGGGUUUGCCCUAACUUCUGACCCCUGCGGCGGUGCGGCCCUGCCACCGACCCCCUGCGGCGGUCGCGGGCCCUUCCCCUCCCCCUCUUCCCUUCCGGCCGCUCGCCGAACGCAAUCGGAAGCCCUCCUCUUCAGAAAUCGAAGAUCGAAGAUCGGGUUCUUCACUCUUCAGAAAUCGAAACCCUCCUCGUCGCCUCUUCCGCUUCCUCUUCCGCUUCCGCUUCCGCUAUCCAACGAUAGAUCAGUAAUCGAUCGGGUGGUUCUUUACAAACCAGGUCCGGAUGACAACCCGACACGUGAUCCUCGCAGUCUUCCCUUAAACCCACCCUCCCACAUUCCUUCCCCUCUGCCAACCGCCGCCCCUCGCAUCCCCGAAUCCCUCUGCCUGCUGCCCCUUCCCCACAAAUCUCGAACUCGAUCUGUUUUAUUUAUUUAUUUAUUUCACCUCAUUUUCCCAUGCAGUUCUUUAGAGAAACUAAAAGAUAGGGAAAAGAGAAAACAAAUGGCUGCUGCAGCUCAGCCCUUCACUGGGAAUCUGAAGAAAGCACUUGCUGGCUUGAGAAGAAUCAAUUUAGAGGGUCUGCGGUGGCGAGUAUUUGAUGCGAAGGGCCAGGUGCUUGGAAGAUUGGCGUCACAAAUUGCAACUGUUGUCCAAGGCAAAGACAAACCAACAUACACGCCGAACAAGGAAGAAGGCGAUAUGUGUGUUGUGGUCAACGCCAAAGACGUUUGUGUCACUGGUAGAAAAAUGACAGACAAGUUUUAUCGUUGGCACACAGGGUAUGUUGGCCACCUCAAGGAAAGAAGCCUCAAAGACCAGCUUGCGAAGGACCCAACUGAAGUAAUUCGCAAAGCUGUCCUGCGCAUGCUUCCCCGCAACAAAUUGCGUGAUGAUAGGGACCGCAAGCUGAGGAUAUUCGCGGGAAGCGAGCAUCCCUUUGGGGAUCGUCCGCUCGAGCCGUAUGUGAUGCCUCCGCGGAACGUGAGGGAGUUGCGUCCGCGUGCACGGCGUGCGCUCAUCCGCGCCCAGAAGAAAGCGGAGCUGGGAAGCACCACCCCGCCGGGAAAGAAGAAAGAUAAAGCAGUUGAUGUUAGUGCUUGAAUAUCUACCCUCUUGUUUUGUGCUCAGAUGGCAUUUUCUUGUGAUGCAAAUCUGGUUCUUUUGGGCUUUAUGUGCUCAGUUAGCUAGGUAAGGUAAAAAUGUAUGGAGAGCCCCUCAACUAAGGACCAUUUAGAAAUGGCCCCUCCAACAUUAAUUUGGAGAUUUCGUUGAGCUGAUUUCGUUAAAUUUAACAGCUCUAGCCGCUUCUUCAGCAAAUGAAACUGUUGCUGAAAUUGUAUGUUUUCGUAAUCAUUACGACCAACUGGUAGCAAAGGCACAGCAAGAUCUCCAAUUUAAUUGGUUGAAAAGUUUGAUUCAAAAUAAUCAGAAGUUGAGGGGCGUCAAUGAAAAAAAUUAAAAAGUUGGAAGGUCUAUUUCAUUAAGCGCUGUAGUUGAGGGGUUACUAGUACAAUUUCGCUAUUUUGUAGCUCUUAUUUAUUACUUAACGCUGCUGGAGCUUGUUACAUUUUUUAAUUUUUGUAGUGAUGCUGAAAUUUACAUAUACAACUAUUGUUGGAUGAAAUUA